This is a messenger RNA of Odocoileus virginianus texanus, 3387 nucleotides long. Lineage: Eukaryota; Metazoa; Chordata; Mammalia; Artiodactyla; Cervidae. The record is from RefSeq and is a predicted model, not a curated record.
AGCGAUGCUUACGCUAUUGUCUGCUCUCCGUAUGAAAUUUGUUUUGUUUUAUUUUACGUCGUAAUACUCGUCGAGUCUAAGAGUUGAAAACUACGGAGCAGAAAGGCACCUCCUCAAACCUAACCCAUUCUACUGACCUAGAGCUAAAGGAACAGCUCGAGAUCUCGCGAGACCAGUUUCGCUUGGGCACCCCCGCCCCCACCCUGAGGCCCAAGUGCGCAUGUGUGGGUCGCCGGGAAAGUGCUGCAGUGGCUGCCGGGAGAGGGAGGAAGUCAGGAAGUAAACAUUGGCGAUCGUCUUCAUUCUUAUCGAACUGUACUAGGGUCAGCAGCGUUGGGACCGGGAGGCCAGAUAACCAUGUCAGCUGCAGCUGUGGAUGCAGCUAAUGCAGCCCCCUUGUCGGGGUCCAAAGAAAUGAGUUUGGAGGAACCAAAGAAGAUGACUAGAGAGGACUGGAGAAAGAAGAAGGAGCUUGAAGAACAGCGAAAAUUGGGUAAUGCCCCUGCAGAAGUUGAUGAAGAAGGAAAAGACAUCAAUCCUCAUAUUCCUCAGUAUAUUUCUUCAGUGCCAUGGUAUAUUGAUCCAUCAAAAAGGCCUACUUUAAAGCACCAGAGACCACAGCCAGAGAAACAAAAGCAGUACAGCUCAUCAGGAGAAUGGUACAAGAGGGGUGUAAAAGAGAAUUCCAUAACUACUAAAUACCGAAAAGGAGCGUGUGAAAACUGUGGAGCCAUGACACACAAAAAGAAAGACUGUUUUGAGGCAAAACGAACACUGAAAGCUCAAAAACUCCAAGAAGAAUUAGCCUCAGGAAAAUUAGUGGAACAGGCUAAUUCUCCGAAACAUCAGUGGGGAGAAGAGGAGCCGAAUUCUCAGACGGAAAAAGAUCAUAACAGUGAAGAUGAGGAUGAAGAUAAAUAUGCAGAUGAUAUUGACAUGCCUGGACAGAAUUUUGACUCUAAGAGACGAAUUACUGUCCGGAAUCUCAGGAUUCGAGAAGAUAUUGCAAAAUAUUUGCGGAAUUUAGAUCCAAAUUCUGCUUACUAUGAUCCCAAAACUAGAGCGAUGAGAGAGAAUCCCUACGCGAAUGCUGGAAAGAAUCCAGAUGAAGUCAGCUACGCGGGGGAUAACUUCGUUAGAUACACAGGUGAUACCAUAUCAAUGGCCCAGACACAAUUGUUUGCUUGGGAAGCCUAUGACAAAGGGUCUGAAGUGCAUCUACAAGCAGAUCCUACAAAACUAGAGUUAUUGUAUAAGUCCUUCAAAGUCAAGAAAGAAGACUUCAAAGAACAGCAGAAAGAAAGCAUCCUGGAAAAGUAUGGUGGUCAAGAACACUUGGAUGCUCCUCCAGCUGAAUUGCUUUUAGCUCAGACUGAAGACUAUGUGGAGUACUCCAGACAUGGGACAGUCAUCAAAGGACAGGAGCGGGCUGUCGCCUGCUCCAAGUAUGAGGAAGAUGUGAAGAUCAACAAUCAUACACAUAUCUGGGGAUCUUACUGGAAAGAAGGCCGAUGGGGAUACAAAUGCUGUCACUCUUUUUUCAAGUAUUCCUAUUGUACUGGAGAAGCUGGGAAGGAGAUUGUUAAUUCAGAGGAGUGUAUUAUAAAUGAUGCAACUGGAGAAGAAUCUGUGAAAAAACCUCAAACCCUCAUGGAGAUGCAUCAGGAGAAACUAAAAGAGGAGAAAAAGAAGAAGAAGAAGAAGAAGAGGAAGCAUCGGAAGAGCAGUUCAGAGAGUGAUGAGGAGGAAAAGAAACACGAGAAGUUGAAAAAGGCACUGAAUGCAGAGGAGGCCCGUCUUCUUCACGUCAAGGAGAUCAUGCAGAUCGACGAGAGGAAGCGACCUUACAACAGCAUAUAUGAAACUCGGGAACCCACUGAAGAGGAAAUGGAGGCCUACAGAAUGAAACGUCAGAGGCCAGAUGACCCCAUGGCCUCCUUCCUCGGACAGUAGUAACUCAUCACUGACGGUGACCCAAGAUAGACUCUGCUAAUGCAUUCUUUUAGAUUCUUGCUGUUGAUUAUUGAUGGAAAACCCCAUAUCUAUUCUCGUUAAAGUCAGGAAGCAAGGAGACUGCCUAAUAAAGCAUCCAAAAGUCUCAUAGUAAAUUCAUUCCUUUACACAGUGAAGAACAAAGAAGAAGAAAUAAAGUGGUACAUUAAGUGCAGAUUAAGAUUUUAUUUCAGAUUUUAUAUUAGUGAUGUGGGAAAAGAUCUUAGUUCUCCAUCUAUCAUGAAUAUCUUCUCAACAUUUAUUUAUUAAGUUUCAAACUUUAUUUCCUCAAUUUUUAUGGCCCUUUAUCUAGUGUUAGGACUCAUUGUGAAGGCCAAUUAGUUACUCUUUCUUGAAACAAGGGCUUCAUUUUUUUUUUUAGUUAAUAGUAACUAUAACUGUAGUUAUUUAAUAAUCAUUUCUUUUUGCCUUCUCAUAUUUUUCUGAUCUGAAACUGAUAACCUAUCUUGAGCUUUGGAUUACUGGAAGGAAAUCUGUAGAACGUGUGAAUAACUUUAUCCCUGAUGUCAAGUCUGUGUAGUAAAAAUUCUGUUUCCCACUUGGCUAUAAAAUUUUGAUUUUCAAAACAUUUCCUUGUAUCUUAUACUCAGAACUAAAUGUAUUAGCCUUUGAAUGGGGAAAAAAGGUUUUCACCCUGAGUCAGUGUUGACUGAUCAGUCCUAGGUGUUUUACCAUUCUGGACAGGAGUAUUCAGAUACAGAAAUCCUCUCCUUUGUCACAGAGGAUAUGGUUUGUGAUAUUAAUUGCUAUUUUAAUUGUGAUUGCCUUUAUAUAACAGUCAAGAAUAUUAGAUUUUUUAAAGAUUGUAGAGUAUCUCUUGUACCUAAUCUUUAUAGCCAGCAGGUGUCUCUCGAUAAAAUUUGCAAAAAGUGAAACCUGAGGUUGAAGGUUUCUUCAGAAUAUUACAAGCAGAGCCAGUAGGGCUAUUAGUAUCUGAGAAUGACAUGAUUUUUAAGCUUCUUCUAAUAACAUUGGGAAGAUAACACUGACAGAGUGGGAUCGGUGAAAACAAUCUGUUUAAAACCCCUGACACAAGUACAUUGACUUUUAACAGUUCACUGGCUUUUCCAAACUACCAAAUCCCACUUGAAUAUUGCAUUAAGUUAACAUCUCAGAAAUACUGCUGAUGGGAAAGUUAACUGAAUCAAACUGUCAAGUACUGUGGAUAUACAUUGUAUCUAAAUUCAGACCAAUAUGAAAUUAAAACAGUGAUGCAAACAAAUCUAAUUCUUACCUACUUUAAGAAUGUCAAAAAUUUAUGUUUUCAUAUUCCUACCUUAACAUAGGCUGGUUCAGUGUAAAAUCUGAUAUUAUUGUCUACUUUGUAUUUUAUUUAUCUUUUGUUAAUAAAGAUAUAUAAUUGAAAAUAUUUAA